AUGGCUUUUCUACACAAGGGCAUAUCUCGACUCCAAGCUGAGAAGCGUCUGUUGCAAAAUAAGGAGGAUGGAAGUUUCCUUAUACGAGAAAGUGAAACCGUACCAGGAGCUUACGUGCUCUGUCUUCUGUGCCAAGGACGUGUCCAUAAAUAUAGGAUUCUUCCAGAUUUGGAUGGCAAACUCUCAGUCCAGUCUGAAAACAGUUUACUGGAACCUCGUUUUGUUGAUUUGCAACACCUGGUUCAGGAGUAUAUGAAACGAGGAGACAAAAAUGGCCUUGUAUGUGCAAUGAAAAAAAUUGUGGCAGCCGAACGUACAGAAAAACUGGAUGAACCUGACUCAGAUGAUGAUGAUUUUGAGGCCAAUGCAACAGACCCCAGUGCCAGGCAUAACACAGUCAGCACCCUCAGAAUGCAGUUUCUUAGGAAUUUUGCAAGAUUAGAUUUGUCCAACUUCUUUUGCCCGUAUUCUGCGUCUUCCCCUUUGCCCGUCUGCUGCGUCUUCUGUUUCUUGCCUUUUGCCCGUCUUCUGUUUCUUGCCCUUUGCCCGUCUUCUGUUUCUUGCCCUUUGCCUGUCUUCUGCGUCUUCCCCUUUGCCCGUCUUCUGCGUCUUCCCCUUUGCCCGUCUUCUGUUUCUUCCUCUUUGCCCGUCUUCUUUUUCUUCCCCUUUGUCCGUCUUCUGCGUCUUCCCCUUUGCCCGUCUUCUGCGUCUUCCCCUUUGCCCGUCUUCUGCGUCUUCCCCUUUGCCCGUCUGACAGAACCCGUCUUCUGCGCCUUCCCCUUUGUCCGUCUUCCCCUUUGCCCGUCUUCCCCUUUGCCCGUCUUCUUCUUCCCUUUGCCCGUCUUCUGUUUCUCUUCCUCUUUGCCCGUCUUCUGUUUCUUCCUCUUUGCCCGUCUUCUGUUUCUGUUUGCCCGUUUCUGUUUCUUCCCUUUGCCCGUCUUCUGCUUCUUCCUCUUUGCCCGUCUUCUGUUUCUUCCUCUUUGCCCGUCUUCUGUUUCUUCCUCUUUGCCCGUCUUCUGUUUCUUCCUCUUUGCCCGUCUUCUGUUUCUUCCUCUUUGCUCAUCUUCUGUUUCUUGCCCUUUGCCCGUCUUCUGUUUCUUCCUCUUUGCCCGUCUUCUGUUUCUUGCCCUUUGCCCGUCUUCUUUUUCUUCCACUUUGCCCGUCUUCUUUUUCUUCCUCUUUGCCCGUCUUCUGUUUCUUGCCCUUUGCCCGUCUUCUGUUUCUUGCCCUUUGCCCGUCUUCUGUUUCUUGCCCUUUGCCCGUCUUCUGCGUCUUCCCCUUUGCCCGUCUGCUGCGUCUUCCCCUUUGCCCAUCUUCUGUUUCUUGCCUUUUGCCCGUCUUCUGUUUCUUGCCCUUUGCCCGUCUUCUGUUUCUUGCCCUUUGCCGUCUUCUAUAUCUUCCCCUUUGCCCGUCUGCUGCGUCUUCCCUUUGCCGUUUCUGCAUCUUCCCUUUGCCGUUUCUGCAUCUUCCCUUUGCCCGUCUAUAUGUCUUCUGUUUCUUGCCUUUUGCCCGUCUUCUGUUUCUUGCCCUUUGCCCGUCUUCUGUUUCUUGCCCUUUGCCCGUCUUCUGCGUCUUCCCCUUUGCCCGUCUUCUGCAUCUUCUCCUUUGCCCGUCUUCUGCGUCUUCCCCUUUGCCCGUCUUCUUUUUUUCCCUUUGCCCGUCUUCUCGUCUUCCUUUGCCCGUCUUCGUCUUCUUCUUUUUCUUCUCCCUUUGCCCGUCUUCUGGGACUUCCCUUUGCCGUCUUCUCAACAAAAUCCCCUUUGCCCGUCUUCUGUGUCUUCGCUUUUCUGUUAA
This is a messenger RNA of Acanthosepion pharaonis, 1794 nucleotides long. The record is from the annotation of a GenBank genome assembly. NCBI's taxonomy places the organism in Eukaryota, Metazoa, Mollusca, Cephalopoda, Sepiida, Sepiidae.